Danio aesculapii is the source of this 3859-nucleotide messenger RNA. It is a transcript of the gene tuft1a, whose product is annotated as tuftelin 1a. The coding region runs from base 113 to 1270 and encodes 385 amino acids. Gene Ontology annotation, cellular component: intracellular anatomical structure. The transcript is spliced from 12 exons. Lineage: Eukaryota; Metazoa; Chordata; Actinopteri; Cypriniformes; Danionidae. Gene Ontology annotation, biological process: intracellular signal transduction. The record is from RefSeq and is a predicted model, not a curated record.
UAUUAUUCAGCGUAUCGGACAACACAACAAAACACUCCGCGCGCGCAGAGGGACAUUCAGCUUCUGCUGCUCUUAUUUAACUUAUUUAACUUUUUAAUCAAGAAACGCUAAAAUGAAUCGAAUGGGGAGUAUGUGCACAUUUGAUGAAAUCCGAAUGGAUGACAGACUGAACGGCCACAGGACGCUCAGGCUGACUCUCCACGAGCAGAACCAGCAACAGCAGCAGCAGCCUGUCACAGACAAGCCAGUCGGCAGAGCAUUUGCUUUGAUACAACCAACUUAUGAGAGGAAGCCGCUGAAGUCUGAUUUGAUCAAGCCGUCUGACGAUCAGGGUGAGGUCAUCAAGGUAUAUCUGGAGGACCGCAAAGAGGCACAAGCCAGACACCAACAGAGUCUAAAGAUGCUCUCAGAGGAGGUUUCACAAAUACAGGAGGUGAGAUACUGUCUGAAGAGCCUCAGAGAGCAGAUGGCAGCUAAAAGUCACAGAGCCGAACAUAAGCUGGUGUUAUCUGGUGCCAGAAAAGUCAAUGGUACUCAUUCAGCACUGACACAGAGCCUGAAUGGUUUAGAGAGACAGGAGAGUAUGGAUGAGCAAGAGAAAGAGAAGAUGAGGGAGGCCAGCAAACGUCUGUACGCUCAGCUUCAAGAGGCCGAGAAGAAACACCAGGAGGAAAGAGAGAAACUGCUGAUGGAGGCGCGUCAGUAUAAACAGCAGCUGUCGGAGCAGAGUGAGCAUCUGAAGAGGAUCCAGCAGAGCAAACAGCAGCAGGACCAGCAGAUUGAAGACCUGCGGCGUCUCAUGAGCGGCAUGGAGCAGGAGAGCUCGGGUCUCAGGGAGCAGCUCAUGAGCAGAGAAGCUGAAAUCCUGCAGCUCAGAGAACUCAGAGACGAGGGUCACGUCGGGACACAGAGGCUAGAAGAGCUGGAAAAGGACAAUGCCAUUCUGAAAGAGAAGAUUCACCACUUGGAUGAUAUGCUGAAGAGUCAACAGAGAAAAAUGCGGCAGAUGAUUGAGCAGCUUCAAAACUCACGCAUGGUGAUUCAGGAGAGAGACCGAGCCAUCAGAGAGCUGGAGGAAAAGGUGGCCAUGCUGGAGGCUGAGAACAAACAAAUGCGUGACCAGAUGGAUUAUUACCUGGGGAGCCAAAGGUCAAAUUCAUUCCUGCCAUCAGACGGCAAUGCGCAGAUCGUCUACAGCAAACCUCUCAGACCAUCCAGCCAAAGCAACAAGAGUCUGCCCUUCAUCAAAGUCAUCGAAAUUAAAUCGUGAAAAAACUAAACCCAGCGCUUUACUGUCUGAAGGCCUUCACUUCUCAUAAUGCAGAGGUCUGUUACUGUUUUAGGCUCGAACUCUGAAUGCGGGACUGUUAAAGUGAACAUAUGAAGAAAAACAGAUUGAAGAAGUCAUUUUAGUCAUUAUUGUGAAGCUAGAUGAAGUUGGAGGUAUUUAUUUGAGGCUGGCCCUCUGAAAACGAUGUCUUUUACUCAGCAGUAAUGGACAGAUUGUAACGUUAAACACCCUCAUUGAGCUUUCUUUAUCUCUCAUAAUCUUGAUCAUCUCGGGAUUUGCUCGGCUAAGUGGACUGAAGGGGGCUUUUUCUCUGAUACAAAUCACAGGUGAAAAUCUGGGUAAAUUAGAGCAAGCGUAGUACUGGAAUUGUGUUUAUUUAUUUUAUAGGUGUUAGUUUCUGUAAUUCAAAUGGAUUUGAAUCUGUUGAAAUAAAUAAGCAAAUAAAAAAACUAUUUUAAAAUGUUUUAUUUUAUUCACACCUAUUAAUUUCUAUAAUUCAAAUUGAUUUUAAUUUGUUGAAAUAUAUGAAAUCAAUAAAUUAAUGAUUUUAUUCAAAAGCGUUUCUAUAAUUUAAAUUGAUUGUAGAUAUGUUGAAGUAUUAAAAAAUACAAAACAUUGUUUUAUAUCUUUAAUCACACUCAUUAGUUUCUAUAAUUCAUUUUAAUCAAUGAAAGUCAAUAAAAUAAAUUUAUUUAUUCAAACCCGUUAGUAGUACACUCGAACUCUCUGAAGUAUAUUUAAAAAAAUGACAAAAUAUUUAAUAGAAACGAAUGGUUUUGAAGAAUUCAGAUUUUAAUCCUUUGAUGUAAAUAAAAUAAAUUAAGACUACUUUAUUCAAACCCAUUACUUUCUUUAAUUCAAACCGAUUUUAAUCCGUUGAAGUAAAUAAAAUAUAUUAAAAUACUUCAUUCAAACCAAUUAGUUUCUUUAAUUCAAACAGGUUUUAAUCCAUUAAAGUAAAUUAAAUAUAUUAAAAGACUUUAUUUUAUUCAACCCCAUUAGUUUCUUUAAUUCAAACAGAUUUUAAUCCGUUGAAGUAAAUAAAAUAUAUUAAAAUACUUCAUUCAAACCAAUUAGUUUCUUUAAUUCAAACAGGUUUUAAUCCAUUAAAGUAAAUUAAAUAUAUUAAAAGACUUUAUUUUAUUCAACCCCAUUAGUUUCUUUAAUUCAAACUGAUUUUAAUAUAUUAAAGUAAAUAAAAUAUAUUAAGACUUCAUUCAAACCAAUUAAUUGAGAAUUCAAACAGAUUUUAAUCCAUUAAAGUAAAUUAAAUAUAUUAAAAUACUUUAUUCAACCCCAUUAGUUUCUUUAAUUCAAACAGAUUUUAAUAUAUUAAAGUAAAUUUAAUAUAUUAAAAUACUUCAUUCAAACCAAUUAAUUUCGAGAAUUCAAACAGAUUUUAAUCCAUUAAAGUAAAUUAAAUAUAUUUAAAUACUUCAUAUAUUAAAAUACUUCAUUCAAACCAAUUAAUUUUGAGAAUUCUAAUGGAUUAAAAUCUGUUUAAGUAAAUUAAAUAUAUUAAAAGACUUUAUUUUAUUCAACCCCAUUAGUUUCUUUAAUACAAACAGGUUUUAAUCCAUUGAAGUGAAUCAAAUAAAUUAAAAAGACUUUUGUAUAAAUAUAAAAAACUUUUUUUGGAAUUAUUAUUAUUAUUGUUGUUGUUACUAUUAUUUCAAAAGCUAAAAUAUGAAACUAUUUUACAGGUAUACAAUACAACAAUAGAAUAAAAAUAAUUUCUGUCUAUUUCAACAGCUGAAUAUUUCAAUUGAAUUAUGGAAAAUAGCAUGUAUUAAUAUCUUAUUUUAAGGAAUGUGAAGUAAAGAAUGAAGGAUUAACGCAUUUUAAUAAUAUCUUCUUUUUGUUAAAUCUAAAUUGAGGUGAGGUAAUAUUUUCCAUGGUUCUGUGUCUACUGAAAUAUACAAAGCAUUUGGUCUCUCAUUGCAAGAGUCCAGAAGCCCAGCAGUGCUCCUCCUUUAUCACUAAUAAUAACUGAUAACUGAACUGCUGAAAGAACAGAAGCAGAGACAGUGAGUCAACACAUACACACACUCAAGCUAAAACAGAGAACUGCAACAAAUAUUUAUACCUUUCUCGACCAAAAGCCACGCAGCAGAGAGAAUCCAGACUCACUUCCUUGAAAAACAAAGGGGCCUUUUAAAAGCGUUUCAUAAGUCUCCAAGAAUGUAACACUUGUCCAGCACUGAGUGACCAGUUCAGACUAGCGUGACCUCUGUUCUCCAGUGCGCACUCAACCAGUCAGCCAUUUUCAGCAGUCACUAAACUGCAGCGGGUUAGAGAUUAUUUAUACUUUCAGACGGGGGUGUUGAACUAUGCAUUUCAUUACCAUGUUUGUCCACCUUCACAUUUGUAAAUGGCUGUGUGUAUAUUUUCAUGUUGUGUGAACUUUAACCUUGUGAAUUUCUCAGAAAUGCUUCAUAUUAGCAUGUAACAUUCUUUAUUUUUUUGUAUUAAUAAUAAUGAUAAUAUUUUUGUAGUAAAUACGAGUGGUUUGUGAUGCUUGAAUUAAUGUGUGUUGUGUGUUAUAUUUAAAUAAAUUAGUUUCAUUAA